Oncorhynchus kisutch (coho salmon) is the source of this 1507-nucleotide messenger RNA. RefSeq names its product tetraspanin-8-like. The transcript is spliced from 9 exons. NCBI's taxonomy places the organism in Eukaryota, Metazoa, Chordata, Actinopteri, Salmoniformes, Salmonidae. Gene Ontology annotation, cellular component: membrane. The record is from RefSeq and is a predicted model, not a curated record. Bases 60 to 875 code for a protein of 271 amino acids.
UUUUCUUUCAAUGCACAUUCUCUCAGAGAACGAGUCAGAGGUGAGACCAGAGCUGCAACAUGUGUUGUUCCUGCUCUAUUAGAGGCUGGCUGCUUUUCUUCACAAUCCUACAAGUGAUUGGUGACAUGAGUUUCAUUGUCACCCCUUGGAAGUAUUACAUGAGCAGUGAACAUGACCUAGAUGAACGUCUGUCUCCUGUCAGAUGGACUAUCUUUACAGCAGGUGUGGUCUCCUUUCUCCUUGACAUCACGGGUCUGCAUGGAGCUCGUAAGAAGAACAAGAACUUCCUGAUCACGUAUUCAGUUGGAUCUUGUCUGCGAUGCUUUGGACUGGGGUUUCUGGCCAUCUACCUUCCACCACAGCUUCCAAAUAUGAUGAAAGCCUGGUAUGAAGGGUACAUCCCUUUGCACACAAAUGGAAGAGAUGUGGUACCAGGACUGACGCAACUGCAAACCAUUGGUGAAUGCUGUGGAUUGGUCAAUGGGUAUGAAGAUUGGGGUUCUCAUGUCCCCUCCUCGUGUACAUGCUAUCCUCUCCGACUAGAGUCCUGUGUUUUUACUGAGCAUGGCUUUGUUUACAAAGAACCUUGUCUGGAUCUAAUUGUGAAGAUUUACAUGAAUAUUGUGAGGAACACCUGUAUUUUCUACGUGGUCAUUACGGCCAUUGUAAUGCUUCUGGCGUUGGUAAUGACCCGUAGAAUCCAAAAAGCCUCCUCGGCUGAGGUGACCAUGGAUCUUAGCUAUAGAAACGCAGCCAACAUGGAAAUGGCAACUACUCCACAAGCUCCUCCCAUGCUGCCUGCCACACAAGCUCCUCUUCAUGCCAGCUCUUAUUACCAGCCACCUCCUCCGUACCAGUACGAUGCGAAACACUAGAGGGAUGUGACUGACCUGCGAACCCAUGUUGAAUUUCCUCAUUGGUUACAACUGGACCAGGGUUAGGUUUAAGGCUAGGGUUAAGGUUAGGGUUGGGGUUAAGACUAGGGUUAAGGUUAGGGUUGGGGUUAAGACUAGGGUUAAGGUUAGGGUUGGGGUUAAGACUAGGGUUAAAGUUAGGGUUGGGGUUAAGACUAGGGUUUAAAGUUAGGGUUGGGGUUAAGACUAGGGUUAAAGUUAGGGUUGGGGUUAAGACUAGGGUUAAGGUUAGGGUUGGGGUUAAGACUAGGGUUAAGGUUAGGGUUGGGGUUAAGACUAGGGUUAAAGUUAGGGUUGGGGUUAAGACUAGGGUUAAAGUUAGGGUUGGGGUUAAGACUAGGGUUAAAGUUAGGGUUGAGGUUGGGGUCAGUUUUAGCGUUUGCCUUCAUUGGACUGCCAAUGUGUUGCACCCCAAUAUGCCUUAGUAAAGGCUGAGCACACAGGUCUUCCUCGGUACCAAUUUGUUUGUGGGUUCUGGAAGUAACGUGGCCGAGGGAAGGGGCCCAUUUCAUUGUCAAACAAUCACCCACGUGAAUCACCAGUUUUCCUGUCUGGUAACUCCUCUAACAUCAAAUAAACGUAUUUUCUAAAUA